CUUUUUUAUUAGUUGUGGAAAGAAAGGGGAGCAAAGACACAGGGAUUUUUUUGUACAUUUUAUUAUUUUAUGAUUAUUAUUUUCAACUUCCCGCGGAUUAUAAGACUUACACUUGAAACACUUUACAAACAUGCACCUAUUGGGAAUAUCUGUUGUACUUGCCUAUUUUCUCUACACCAACCUCGCCAACGACUUCACCCACAGCGACUAUUAUGAUUAUUACGAGCAGGAGCAAAUGGACGAGCCGGACUCUCCACCAAAGCCAGACAUGGAGCAGAGAUUGCGCUCAGCCUCCAGUGUUGAUGAGCUGAUGAGUCUUGUCUAUCCAUCUUACUGGGCUGCCCUAAAAUGCCGCUCUAAACUCUCUGCCGCUGCCGCCGCCGCUGCUGCUUCCACCGGUACUGCCAAAUCUGCCUACCGGCCGCCGCCACAGCCCCACCGACUGAGGCCGUUGGCGAAUACUGAAGAGCCAGCAUUCGCCGCAGCCUACCUCGACUUGGAUGUCUUAAAAAGCAUAGAGUCAGAGUGGAGGAAGACUCAAUGUAUGCCCAGGGAAGUGUGUGUCGACGUGGGCAGGGAGUUCGGGGCUCCGACCAAUGUCUUCUAUAAGCCACCCUGUGUGUCCGUCUACAGAUGUGGGGGAUGCUGCCACUCUGAGGACAAACAAUGCAGGAAUAUUUCCACUGGUUACCUCAGCAAAACUCUCUUUGAGAUCACGGUGCCAAUCACCCAAGGCACCAAGCCGGUGACCAUCAGCGUUGCCAACCACACCCAGUGCAGCUGUCUGUCCAAACUGGAUGUCUACAAACAAGUUCACAGCAUCAUCAGAAGAGCUUUACCUGAGUGUCCAGUAGCAAACAGGUCGUGUCCUCAUGGUCAGGCUUGGAAUAGCAGACUGUGUCGGUGUGUUACCAUGACAACAAGCAUGCAACACAACCACCCUCCACCGCCUCCACCUCCUCCCAGACCCUCGGCGCAGUACAUUGACAUAUUUGCGACGGACGUGUGCGGCCCAGAUAAAGAACUGGAUGUGGAAACCUGUCAGUGUGUGUGUCGGCACAGGGAUCAAGCUCACAACUGCGGCCCUAACCGACACCUUGAUCGCAACACCUGCCAGUGCGUUUGCAACGUCCCACAGCCUUCUACCUGUCCAAACAACUACGUCUUCAACAAGGAGAUGUGCCAGUGCACGUGUAACAAGACGUGUCCGAGGCACCAGCCCCUCAAUAAGACAAAGUGCUCCUGCGAAUGCAACGAGUCGCCCAAUAGGUGUUUCCUCAAAGGAAGGAGAUUCCACCAAGCUACAUGCAGUUGCCACCGGCCCCCCUGUGAGGUGAGGAGGCGAAGGUGUGAUCCAGGUUUCUCCUUCAGUGAGGAGGUGUGCCGCUGCAUCCCCUCCCACUGGAGACGACUGGACUAACCACUACCUAAUGAGAUGCUAAUGAGAUGCUAACGAGCUUAACGACUAUGAUUCAUUGUCCAUCUCUAGAAGAGCUGCCAGUCAUAAGUAUCUCCAUCAGUCUUUGACUGCUAAAGAAAACUAAAAGAAGAUGGAUGGAGUUGAGUUGGAAAGAAAAAGACAGUUGGAUGAAAUGGACCCUGGUAAAUGUGGUAAACUUUGGCAAUUUGAAUGCAGAAAAUGGAAACUUUGGCGAUUCAGGGAAAAGUCUUAAAGUGGGAAAUGCGCUGUCUCAGUUAUAUGGACGUUUUUAUGGGAGAUGGACCACAGAGCCCCAAAAACGCAGCAGAAUGGAAUUAAGGACUGAGAAAAAGAGGUGAAGCUCGAGAUUUGUUUUAAAUACUGUCGUAAUAAUUUGUUUUAAAAUAUUUUUUGUAUUAAUUAUGUCGUAUUAUUCAGAUAUUGAUUAUAUAAUUUAUUAAAUGUUUUUUCAACCUCUUUGUUUAUUGCAA
Messenger RNA from Myripristis murdjan (pinecone soldierfish), 1911 nucleotides. It is a transcript of the gene vegfc, whose product is annotated as vascular endothelial growth factor c. The record is from RefSeq and is a predicted model, not a curated record. Gene Ontology annotation, biological process: positive regulation of angiogenesis; sprouting angiogenesis; positive regulation of endothelial cell proliferation. Gene Ontology annotation, cellular component: membrane. The coding region runs from base 131 to 1420 and encodes 429 amino acids. Gene Ontology annotation, molecular function: vascular endothelial growth factor receptor 3 binding; growth factor activity; chemoattractant activity. The transcript is spliced from 7 exons. Lineage: Eukaryota; Metazoa; Chordata; Actinopteri; Holocentriformes; Holocentridae.